This is a messenger RNA of Megalops cyprinoides (Indo-Pacific tarpon), 1287 nucleotides long. RefSeq names its product alpha-2 adrenergic receptor-like. The coding region runs from base 1 to 1287 and encodes 428 amino acids. Gene Ontology annotation, biological process: regulation of vasoconstriction; platelet activation; adenylate cyclase-activating adrenergic receptor signaling pathway. The record is from RefSeq and is a predicted model, not a curated record. Gene Ontology annotation, cellular component: membrane. Gene Ontology annotation, molecular function: alpha2-adrenergic receptor activity. NCBI's taxonomy places the organism in Eukaryota, Metazoa, Chordata, Actinopteri, Elopiformes, Megalopidae. The transcript has a single exon.
AUGGAUUUAUACAAUUCCAGCGGAAUCGGCGCGUCAUUGUUUGUCCCUCCAAAUUCUUCAUUAUCUGUGGAAAGUCGAACCUCACUGGCUACUGUAGCAGGUCUCGCCGCUCUUGUGAGCUUUCUAAUUGUGUUCACUAUCGUCGGGAACGUCUUGGUUGUAAUCGCCGUGUUAACUAGUAGAGCACUAAAAGCUCCUCAGAACCUUUUUUUGGUUUCGUUAGCAAGCGCAGACAUCCUGGUGGCAACACUGGUUAUGCCCUUUUCUUUGGCAAAUGAACUUAUGGGCUAUUGGUUUUUCGGGAAAGUUUGGUGUGGUAUUUAUUUGGCAUUAGAUGUCUUGUUCUGCACUUCGUCCAUUGUACAUCUGUGCGCAAUCAGUUUAGAUAGAUAUUGGUCUGUGACACAGGCAGUUGAGUAUAAUCUUAAAAGGACACCCAGAAGAGUAAAGUGUAUUAUAGUCAUUGUUUGGUCAAUAUCUGCUGUUAUAUCCUCUCCACCGUUAAUUUCCAUUGACGGAAACAACGACAACCUCGUCUACCCACAGUGUCAACUAAACGAUGAUACGUGGUAUAUUCUCUCAUCUAGCACAGCAUCAUUUUUUGCCCCUUGCAUAAUUAUGAUAUUGGUGUAUAUUAGAAUAUACCAAGUUGCCAAAACCAGAACGAGACACAUGUCAGAGAAAAAACAAGGGGCAGAUGGUUCUCCCCAGACUGAAAAUGGACUGAGCAAAGCCACCUCUUUUAAAAUGAAUAGUGAGAGGGAAAAUGGACACUGCCCAUCCAUGUCUAAUGAUCAGAAACCAGGGGAGAAAAAUGAAGUUGACCAAGAGGAGAGCAGCUCGUCAGAGGGGAAAAGCAAGAAGCCCCAGGAUCCCAGCUCAAGGAAGGACAGUAGGGGCAGCAGGAAGAACAGCUCUUUGUCCAAAAAUUCCAGCCGCAUAUCCAGGACCAGCAACAAAUCCAUCGAUCUCUUCACCUCCCGGCGGAAAAGGAGAAACACGGCGUCUCGGAAGAAAAUCUCCCAGGCCAGAGAGAAGAGGUUUACCUUUGUGCUGGCCGUUGUGAUGGGAGUGUUUGUAGUAUGCUGGUUUCCAUUCUUCUUCAGCUACAGCCUGUAUGGGGUGUGCAGGCAAUCCUGUGAGAUACCUGAGACCCUCUUUAAGUUCUUCUUCUGGAUUGGAUAUUGCAACAGUUCCCUGAACCCGGUCAUUUACACAAUCUUCAAUCAAGAUUUUCGGAGAGCAUUCCAAAAAAUCCUUUGCAAGUCAUGGCAAAAAUCUUUCUAA